UUAGUACCAAGUUUUCAAACCUUCAUCAGCGCAUAAGCUGGAAUGGCUGUUCGCUUUUAACGCGAAGGCUUGUUUAACUAUGCGAAAAAACACAACUUGGAAAUAUGAAAUAGAUUGAGGGUAUAUGGAUCCAGUUUGAGACUGUGCCUGUUUUGAAAUGGAGGGUAAAAUGAUCGGACCGGGACCUUACAGGGCUACGAAGUUGUGGAAUGAAACUAUCAGGCUCUUUCGUGGAGGAAUGCCUUUACGGCGACACUGGUUACAUUUUCGUAGUUAUGACAACAGCUUUACUGGCUCAGAGGCUAUUGAUUGGCUCCAUGAACUUCUGAAGCGGAACCACAACUUUGGACCCGAAGUCACUCGCUACCAAACCCUUCAGCUCUUGAAGAAAUUUAUGAAGAACCACGUAAUUGAGGACGUGAAAGGCCGGUUUGGCAAAGAGGACUUUGAAGAUAAUGGACACUUGUACAGAUUUCCCCCAGAAUCCCCUCUCAAGCCUUUGCCCCAGAAGCCACGGCAGACAGACAGCUCGACCCUGCCCAGGCUGCCCCGCUGGGAUGACUAUGAGGAGGUCUCGUCGCAGGGGAAUCUCCCCCUGAAACCUCUCGUCCUGAAUUCAGAGACGUGGAAUAAGAGGCACAGUAUAGCUAUUGGAGAGGUACACGAAUGCAAGCUUAUUCGGAGGAAAGAGAUCACGGCAAAACACCUGGACCAGAUCUGGAGGGCCAUGACUCUAGCUGAGUUACAGCGUGGGCUUGGUCUUCAGUCAUUGGAGGGUGUGUUGGACUCCAAGCAUGUCAACCCAAAGCACAUCAUUCACAAUGUCUACUGUGUCAACAAGCAAGGCAUUGUGGUCCUAAAAAACAAAACAGAUGACCUUCCACAUUGGGUGUUGUCCGCCAUGAAGUGCUUGGCAAACUGGCCCAAUGGCUGUGAUGACAAGCAGCCCAUGUACCCCGGCUUUGAGAGGGAUGUCUUCAGGACGGUGGCCGAGUACUUUCAGAGGCUGAAAGAGCCUCUUCUGACAUUCCAGCUCUAUGAGGUGUUUGUCAACAUUCUUGGCCUGCUCCAGAAGCAGCAGGUGGCAUCUGAAGCGGUGCAGGUGUGCUGUGUCCUGCUGCCCCCUGCCAACCGUCGCAAGCUACAGCUCCUGCUGCGGCUCAUGGCCCGUGUGUGCCACAACCCCACCCUGCCACCGCUCAACGACGCCAUAGCAACACGCACGCUGAUGGCUCAGACCUUCUCCCGUUGCAUCCUGUCCUCGCCUGAUGAGGUGGACCUGGAUGAACUGCUGGCUACCAAGCUGGUCACUUUUAUGAUGGACAACCAGGAGGUGGCGCUGCAGGUCCCUGCCGGCCUCCAGAAGUCUGUGGAGGAGCAUGUUAGCCAGUUACGCCGGGUACAGAUAAAGUAUGCCGGAGCGGACACAGACACGUCUGUGCUGUCACCGAGAGAGCCGCCGACGUUCUGCCGACAGAUCAGCCGUGAGGAGUUUGAGGAGCAGCGCGUCUCGGCCUCGCAGGACGCCAUGGUGGAGCUGCUGGAGGGCAUCAUUCAGGACAAGAACAUGUCCAUCAAGGACAAGAAGAAGAAGAUGAAACAGUUCCAGAGGUCGUACCCUGAGAUCUACACACGGCGCUUCCCCACGGCGGAGAGCGAGGCAGCCGUGUUUCCGGAAAAGCCCUCUAAGCUAAAGCCCCAGAUGAUGUUCCGCACCCUGAAGAAGCCCUUCCAGCAGCCCUUCCAGAGAAGCUGGAGCUUCAGGGCCUGAGGGAGAGACUUCAGCGGAUAUCAGCCAGGCUCGUCACUGAAGCAGGUCACUCUUAGCAGCACCACAUGGCAUAGGCCCCCCACCCCUCCCCUCCCCUCCCCACACACCACCACCUCUGAAUUUCGCCUACAAAAAGGAUCCAAAGCUGCCAUCUAUGCCCGGUCCGGAUCUCCUUAUAUGGGCAAAGAUAGUACCCCAAUCUCCUUAUAUCGUUUGGGUCCUUUUUGUAGGCGAAAUACAGUGGCAUAUUGUUAAGAGACUUAAUUUUGUUGUUUUCAUCAACCCCCUCUCUUUUAGUUUUGGUCAAACAGAUGAUGGAUAUCAUAACAGUACUUUUGAGAAACACAGCCAAGGGCUACUCUCUCCACACCUGUGUUGCACCAUGUUUCAGUACUUGGUUAUUUCAAACAAGAUGCGGUGUGUAGUUUUUGUUGAUGACAACUAAAUUGAAUUGACACAUAUCAGCAAAGUAGUUCCAAAGUCACGGCGAAGAGACUGUUUGGUAAUAUUUCUGUGUGUUUUGUGCAUGUUUGUUUUUUCUGGGUGUUGUUUGUAGUCUUCACAGUGUGCAUGCUAAAUUUGUCUGACAAACUACAUAUGGUAACCGUAAGUUUAGAAAAAUUGAGAAAUCCAUACAUUUCAAAGAUACUAAGUAAUUUGAUGCAACAUUGGUGGAUUGGAAAGCAUAAAUAUCUGGUCAUGGAUUGGAUCAUCUCUGUGUAAGGAACAUUUUCAGACCUUCUGUCAACGUAUGAUCUUGUACUCUUUGUGAGAGACAUUUCAAAGUUUUAAAAAUGUAUAUUUUAAUGUCUAACUUGAAAAAAAUAACAAUUUACUGUAACAGACUGCAUCAGCACUGGAAAAAAUAUAUAUAAAAUAGAAACUUGAGUACUGUAGGUUAAAUAAUAUGUCCAGAUGAUAAUGUGUACAUUCCAUAACAUACUGAGAACAGAAUACUGCUAAUGUUGCCAGGUGAAAUGCAAUUUAGUAUGUUUUUACAUGCUGUGUUAAUAUUACUAAAUUAAGGAGCUGUCUUACAGUAUUUUAACAUUGCCUGAAAAAAAGAAUUUUAUGGAACAUGCUAGUCUGGUGUAUUUAAGAUUAUUUAUGGACUGCAAUGACCAACAGGGUUGUGCUUUAAUGUCUUGGAAAGAGAUUUCAAAUCAAACAUUUCCUGUAUCAACAUUGUUUCAUAUCAGGCUUAGGCUGCUAAUUGUCAAACAUUCCACAGAUGGUACUCAUGAUCAUGGUGAAAUUUAAAAUGCAGAACGUUAAAAUGCAGAACUAACGUUCUAAAUCUUACUUAUCAUUGCCACUAAAGAAUGUUGUCAUUUUUGUAUCAUUUCCUCUGCAUGUUUAACUAAAUAGAAAUAAAUAGGACAGUGGUUUAGGAAAGCAUAACUUAUUUCUGUUUAUUUUUUUUUAUUGAAUUCAGUGUAGAUUUAGAAAGUGUGGAGUUUCACAGAUGAGCAAUAAAAAGGUGAGUCAGUUAGGAAUGCAGUAUAAAACUGCUGAUCCGAUUUGAAUUUUAAUCAGAAUGAAAGGUGCAUUCAUUUUUCUUCCAAUUGAAUAGCCAUGUAUACAGUCAAUCGGCAUGCCCACUGUAGCGUUGCAAGCAAAAGAAAUGCAGCAACGGCUAUUCCGAUCAAAGAUUCUAAAGUGCUUGAGAGCACCUGAUUGGAAUAGAAUGCAACCCAUAAAUAGAUGACAUUCAUUCAGAAUAGUUUAAUAGGAAUGACAAUUGAACUUCCCUUUUCACAAGGUGGGUUUACAUUGUUUUAUUUAGCAGUAUAUUUCCUUUAGUUCUGCAUUUGAUUUUUAGAGAUUCAAUUUUGUUGAGAACAUGUUUGCGUUUAGAAUCAUGAGUCAAUGUGUUUGAAUGCUUAAUUUCCCAUUAAGAAAACCCAGUUGUCAUGAGCAUUUGUCAUGUCCAUGCAUUUGUUAUGCCAACAAAUGCCAAGCCAAUGUGUAAUUUAACCAUGUUUGUAUAUCUAAAUGCUGGAACACUUAACUGUUACAUUUUGCACUGAACAAUGCUGGAAUAAAGUUUUUGCGGAAAAAAAAAAAAAAAAAAAAAAGUUCAAAAGGAUUUUGUUGUUACCCAGAGUUGAACAAAUGCUCCAUUUAGAAUAGCAAGAUACUGGCCAUUAUAAUUAAGGUAAAUAC
Alosa sapidissima (American shad) is the source of this 3937-nucleotide messenger RNA. RefSeq names its product DEP domain containing 1B (gene depdc1b). The transcript has 11 exons. Bases 158 to 1771 code for a protein of 537 amino acids. Gene Ontology annotation, biological process: intracellular signal transduction. The record is from RefSeq and is a predicted model, not a curated record. NCBI's taxonomy places the organism in Eukaryota, Metazoa, Chordata, Actinopteri, Clupeiformes, Clupeidae.